GGAAUGACAGAUUUUGGAGAAGGUGCAGCUGAGACUGGAGAAACACAAACUACGAUGGAGCGACAGAAAUAUCCACAUCCCACCUUCCCCAAAGUAACACUAUGGGAUCUUCCAGGAAUUGGGACUCCCCACUUUGAACCAAAGCAAUACCUGAAGCAGGUACAUUUUGCGGAGUAUGAUUUCUUCAUCAUCGUUGCCUCAAAUCGCUUCACUACAAUUGAUGCCCUCCUGGCUUGUGAAAUUCAGAAGAUGGGCAAGAAGUUCUACUACGUGCGCACCAAAGUGGAUGUCAGUAUAGAUUCUGAAAGAAGGAAACCAGGCUUCAGUGAGGAGAAAUGCCUGGAGAAGAUUAGGACAUACUGCAGAGAUAACCUGACACAGGGAGGAGAAUCUGUUCCAAUGGUUUUUCUCAUCUCCAGGUGGGAUUUGGAUCUGUAUGACUUCCCCCUCCUUCAAGAGACCUUGGAGAAUGACUUGAGUGAUCUCAAGAGAGAAGUUUUAAUUGCAGCUAUGCCAGCUUUCUCCAAAGAAGUUCUGAAGAAGAAAAAGGCUGCUAUGGAUUCCUUUAUAUGGAAAGUAGCCCUUGUGUCUUGUGGCAUCGGGGCAAUCCCUGUCCCUGGCCUCUCUCUCGUCUGUGAUAUCGACAUCUUGGUUGGAACAAUGACAUAUUUUUGCAAAGCCUUUGGUCUGGAUGAAGGUUCCCUCCAUAGACUUGCGAACCGGGUUGGCAAACCUGUUGACGUGUUGCGAUCAGCUAUCAAAAAGUCCCCAAUGGCCAGCCAAAUCACCAAAGAAUUUGUGAUUGAUCUGCUGACCAAGUCAUUAUUGUGUGGAACAGAGAUGGCGGUCGAAUUUGUGAUUGAUUUUGUACCUGUGUUGGGCUCUCCUACUGGCGGAGGGCUUUCUUUUAUAACAACAUUCUACUUGCUGAAGAACUUUCUGCAUGAUGUUGAGGAAGAUGCUGAGAAUGUCUGGGCAAAAGCUGCAGAGUCCUCAGACAAGUAAAGGACCAAGACACCUCAUGUGGAGAAGUGACUGAGGCAAACAGUGCUGGACAUUCAUGCAGAGAACAAGGAAACCAAACUUCAGAACUGAUUCUGGGUAUCAUACCCAUGUUGGAUAUCCUAGUUGGUGGGGCAGAUCUUUUGGAGCCCCAUUCUCCCUCCUGAGAAGCUUCUGGAAAAAAACUGAACGAAAAUGCUCAGAACAAUCAAGGAAAGCUGUUGAGCAUUAAGAGUCCCAGCUAAGGAGCCUCCUGAAAAGAAAAGCUGAGGCAUCAAAAUUAUGCAUAAUGGUCAUGCACUGUAUAUUGGAAAGGAAAGGAAACAGGAUUUCACUUUCUGAUUCGAAGCCCCAUCUCC
Molecule: messenger RNA, 1361 nt
Organism: Gekko japonicus
Lineage: Eukaryota; Metazoa; Chordata; Lepidosauria; Squamata; Gekkonidae
Product: interferon-inducible GTPase 5-like
Exons: 1
Cellular component (GO): membrane
Molecular function (GO): GTP binding; GTPase activity
Source: RefSeq, a predicted model, not a curated record